CGUCGGUUUCCUUUCUGAUGGGACUCUUUACGCCCCGAUUUAGUUCCUGUCGACCCUGGAUUGAGGGAGUUUGGUCUGAGCAGGAGUAGGCAGGAGUGCGAAGUGGGUGCGACCAGCCCCCUUCCUCUUUUUCCCUCCCCGACUUCAAAAAUCUCUGCUGGUCAGAGAAACACCCGGGCGGAAAACCUCCAUCGACAUACGAGAUCAUUUCACACUUGACGCUACAAUGCUCUUUCACACUAUAGUGUCGCGGCUCGUUGUCGGAGUCUGCCUACUCAAAUUCGUCACUGUCGGUGCCAUGCCCACAGGUUCGGGGAAGGCUCCGCUUGGUAAAACUCUUGUGCCAGGGAAAGUUGUCGACCCCUUAUUUGAGGAGAAAUGGUGGAAACAAGUGGAGGUCGAUUGGAUUGAUAUUGAUCCUGACGAGAAAAAGCGCUGGAUAUGUCAAGGGUACGACAAGAACAACGAAGUAUUUGCAACGGACUUGAAUGACCAAUUAGAAGGAAAGCUCACCCUCGGCAGGUUAUCAGGUUUUGCGCCUAUUGAAGGGAACAACAAUAAAGGCAUCUAUACACUAUUCAAUAGCGUCAAGGUCGAUUCAAUUCCAGGGAGUAGCCUUGUCGUGAAAUUAGUGGAGCUCGAGCGUAAAUCCGCUUCAUGUGAAGUCUUUGCACUCAAGGCCCUGGCAACCCUUCAGCAACAACAGCAUAAAGCGCCUUUAUUCGUUACCAGUGGACAUAUGAUGCAUAAAAAAGUCAAAAGAGGUGUUAUCAUUCUGCGGAAAGUACCUGGAACGCCACUGCAGGAUAUUAAAGAUUGGAGAAACGGGAGUAACGAGAUCAAGUUGACUAUGAUGAGGGUCGUCUACAAUUCAAUUCUCAGACAGAAUUAUGACCUUGUUCAAACCAAGAAGCUCGUUCACAUUGAUCCCGAUCCGUCAAACAUCCUUGUUGACCACCCUGAAGAUAACCUCUUAGAUGCUAACCUCAUAGAUUAUGGUGCACCGUCAGUCUAUCCUGUAAAGAGGGAUAUCACAAUGGAGGAAUUUGAGAAGUGGUUUAACGAGCGAUGGUAUUUCUUAUGGUUCCAUGAGGGGUCAUGAACAGAACUGACGAAGGGAGGAGGGGUGAUGUAUUAGCAGCGAUGUCGAUGUUAUAUAUCUCCAAUUCAUACGGUGAUCCAACGUUGAUGCUAGUCAACAUCCUCUACCCAGAAAUCAAUACUCGCUGAGUUUGAAGGAGUCUGAUUUCUGGCGGGCCGUCAGCCUCCUAUGCCAAUGACGCCUGGAAUGAAAGGGAAACCCGCAAAUGGUCACUAUGAACGGCUUCCAUGACUUCGAAUAAACUCUUGCGUUGCCUUAAAUUUCCAACCGUUGUCCUCCUGUAACAUUACUAUUGGCAGCCUUCUCCUCAACCUUCUCCUCUUUAG
Lentinula edodes (shiitake mushroom) is the source of this 1428-nucleotide messenger RNA. RefSeq lists its product as uncharacterized. Gene Ontology annotation, molecular function: ATP binding; protein kinase activity. The record is from RefSeq and is a predicted model, not a curated record. Bases 227 to 1102 code for a protein of 291 amino acids. The transcript is spliced from 6 exons. Gene Ontology annotation, biological process: protein phosphorylation. Lineage: Eukaryota; Fungi; Basidiomycota; Agaricomycetes; Agaricales; Omphalotaceae.